AUGGUUGCUGAAAAGAAUGAAAAAGUCCAAGUGGUCAAUGAUUUGGUAGAAGAAGCUUCAACUUCCGAUUCCGCCACUACUAAACCAGUAAAAGAACUUAAAUUUGGGUUCCUUCAUAUCAAUCCCGAUGAGAAAAUUCACAGAACUUUACCAUUACGUAUUGUUAAUCUUAUUGCUUUUGGUGGAUCUAUUGGUACUGCUCUUUUUAUCACUAUUGGUAAUCCUUUGAUGAUGGGUGGUCCGUUAUCUUUGGUUUUGGCUUAUUGGUUUUGGACUAUCGUCAUGGUUAUUUUGAAUACCUGUGUCGGUGAAAUGGUUUCCUAUUUACCUGUUGUUUCACCUUUUACUACCUUGGCUGGUAGAUGUGUUGAUGAAGCUUUACAAUUUUCUUCUUGUUGGAAUUUUUAUUUAAUGGAAUCUUUAUAUAUUCCUUUUGAAAUUGUCGCUGUUAAUGGUAUGAUUCAUUUCUGGAGAGAUGACUAUAGUGCUGGUAUCACUUUAGGAGUCCAAAUUGUUUUAUAUGGUAUUAUAAAUAUUUUCGCUGUUAGAAUUUAUGGAGAAUCAGAAUUUUGGUUAGCUAUAGGUAAAAUUGUUUUGGCCAUUGGUUUAUUAUUUUUCACUUUGAUUACCAUGUGUGGAGGAAAUCCUCAACAUGAUGCUUUUGGUUUUAGAUACUGGCAAGUUGAAGGUGGUCCAAUGGUUUCUUAUUUAGGUGGUGAUGGAUCUGGUGGAAGAUUUAGAGGUUUAGUCAGUUGUCUAGUGGCAGCGGCUUUUUGUGUUGUGGGUCCAGAAUAUAUUUCCAUGGUAGCUUCAGAAGCUGCUAAUCCAAGAGUUACCAUGCCUAGAGCUUUUAAAACUAUCUUAUACCGUUUAGUUAUUUUUUACGUCCUUGGAUCACUUUCUGUUAGUGUUUUAGUUGCUUAUAAUGAUCCUACUUUAGUUAAUGCACCAGCAGCCGGUGCUGCUAAAUCCCCAUAUGUUGUAGCCAUGAAAAAUCUUCAAAUUAAAGCCUUACCUGAUAUUGUCAAUGCUUUGAUCAUUACUUCUGCUUUCUCAGCUGGUAAUUCUUAUGUCUAUUGUUCUUCAAGAGUUUUAUAUUCAAUGGCCAAACAAGGAUUUGCACCAAAGAUCUUCAGUUACUGUACUAAAUCCGGUGUCCCAAUUUUUGGGGUCAUGAUGGGUAUGUGUUUUGCCUUAUUAUCAUUAUUACAAUUGGGAUCUAAUUCUGCUACUGUAUUGAGUUAUUUAGUCAGUAUUUGUACUGGUUCUCAAGUAUUGAACUAUGCAUUCAUGGGGGUUACUUAUAUUGGGUUUUAUAGAGCUUGUCAAGCUCAAGGUAUUGAUAGAACAGCUUUCAAAUUCAAAGCUUGGUUCCAACCUUAUGGUAUUUAUUUCAGUUUAACUUGUUUGUGUGUUAUGGUGGGUAUUCUUGGAUACACUAAUUUCUUACCUGGUAUGUUUAGUGUAUCAGAUUUCCUUUUUAGUUAUAUUAUGGUCUUUGUUAAUCUUAUCUUGAUUGCUUUUUGGAAGAUCUUCAAAAGAACGAAACGAGUCAAUCCUGCCGAAGCUGAUCUCGUCACUGGUUUGGAAGAAAUUGAAGAACAUGAAUAUGAAUAUUAUGCUAAGUUGAAUGUUUCACCUGAUGAUUAUAAACCCAGCUUGAAAAAUAAGAUUCUUGGGUGGAUUUUCUAA
Molecule: messenger RNA, 1692 nt
Organism: Yamadazyma jaroonii
Lineage: Eukaryota; Fungi; Ascomycota; Pichiomycetes; Serinales; Debaryomycetaceae
Source: the annotation of a GenBank genome assembly